UGACCAAGCUAGCCCGCCAACCGGUCCACUCGUCCGCCGAUCAUUCAAUCACCUAGCGAGGAUCCGAAUUCGGAGCCUCCCCUUUUACCAAUUCCCUCCUCCUCCUCCUCCUCUUCUUCUUCCUCCACCCCUUCUAUUACGCCACCACAACAAAGCUAGAAAAUUCCCCAAACGGACUAGUCCAUGUGAUUGUUUAGCAGCGUCCAGGCCUCGCCUCCCCCGUCUCUUUCCUUCUCCACCUCUUCCGAUAUCUUCCGCGACCCACCAACCCUGCUUGAUUCAACGCGCCGCUCCUAGUACCCGCCGUCUCGCGGUGACCCGCGCGUGGAAAUUCGCUCGUUUAUAUGUAGAGGUGGGCGCAGAUGACAACGACGAUCACUUGCGCUCGUGCUUCCAAGAAGGAAAGCGAGGCAGCAGACAGCCGAGAGCGGAAUUAUUAGUUGGAUUAGGUGGGCAGGGACGGAGCAAUCGCUGCAAUUCAGCUCGGAGUGAAACGCGCGAUGGAGAAGGGGAGCAGGGGGUUGUCCGGCCGCGCCGCCGUCUGCGGCAUCGUCGCGCUCCUCAGCGCCACCGCCUUCUCCUGCUCCCUCGCAGCCGAAUUCCGCAAGGUCAAGGAGAAGGACGUGAAGCUGGACGGCAGCCUCUGCUCGCUGCCCAGGAGCUCCGCCUUCGAGCUGGGAGUGGCCGCCAUCGCCUUCCUCUUCGUGGCGCAGCUUGUGGGCACCACCGCAGCCGUGACCACCGCGUACGCCGCCAAGCCCAAGAAGAGCGCCGCCGGCAGAGGCCGCGCCACGUUCGUCGCCCUCCUGGUCCUCUCGUGGUUGAGCUUCGCGGUGGCCGUGGUCCUGCUGGCGACGGCGGCGAGCAUGAACCACGGGCAGCGGUACGGGCGCGGGUGGAUGGACGGCGACUGCUACGUGGCCAGGAACGGCGUGUUCGGCGGCGCUGCGGCGCUGGUCGCCGUCACGGCGCUCAUCACCCUCGGCCUCACCUUCGCCACCGAGCCGACCGCGGCCGCGGCGGCCAUGGCGGCCACGCCGACACCGUGCGCCGCGGCAUCGGACACCUGCGCGAGCACGACGCAUCUCGAAGCUGCAGCAUCGGACGCCGAACAACCGGGCGGCGGGCGAUCCAAGCAAUGAGGUUGGCAGGCUGGAAUGUUGGCAGGGGGCACGGGCAGGGCGGACCAACCGGAGGCGGCGGCUGGCAACGUUCGCGGCGCAAAAGGCCGCGCCGCGUGGGGGCAGCGUGGUGGGCUGGCGGGGCGGGGCGGGGGCAACGGAAAGUGGCAGGCGGGUGGGGUCGCGGGAGCGCGCGGAUAUACGCGGCCGCCAGCCGGGACAGAGGUACAUACAUUACUGUCCCCAUUACUGACACAAUUACUGACACGACAGUGUGCAACAUGUAAAUGAUAGUAGUAGCUCCAAGUCAUUGCAAAAUGCAAAGAUAAAUCGUACAGAAUUUUCGAUUAUCUUUUUCUUGUGUGUUUGUUUCGUGCUUGUGUCUGUGCAGCACCAACUUGGUGCUAGUGGCAGUGGCAAUGUUCAGCUAAUCAGCUGGGUGCCUCUCUAGCUGAAUCUGGACACUGUACUGUAUGUAGACAGACUGGCUUACAAUAAUGCAUUCGAAAGAGCAUUCUUUUAUUGAGUUCAA
Setaria italica (foxtail millet) is the source of this 1653-nucleotide messenger RNA. RefSeq lists its product as uncharacterized. The transcript has 3 exons. Lineage: Eukaryota; Viridiplantae; Streptophyta; Magnoliopsida; Poales; Poaceae. The record is from RefSeq and is a predicted model, not a curated record. Bases 501 to 1142 code for a protein of 213 amino acids.